AUGGGACCACCCAGGGGAGUGAAGCGUCGCGAGGGGGGGCAGAAGCGGAAGCUGGGGCGCAACCCCCGCGUCCCCUUCUCCUCGACGCAGCUGGCGGCUCUCGAGGCACGCUUCAGGCAGUCGCAGUACCUGUCCUCGUGUGACGUGGCGGAACUCUCGUCGCUUCUCAAUCUCACGGAGACGAGGGUAAAGAUCUGGUUCCAGAAUCGGCGCGCCCGCGAGCGCCGCGACCGCGAGGCGCGUGCCAAGGGCCUGGCUCCGCCCCCUUCCUCAGGCAGCGCCCAGAUCCCUUCGACGUCGUGCUCCGGCGGUCCGCUGCCUCCUUCCGCCUUGGCACUCUACCAGUUCACUGCCGCCCUCGCUCCCGGUUCCGCCUCCGCCUUCACGCCCGUCAUGCCCCGCCCACUUAGGGAUGUCCCGCCCUCAAAGCACACAGACUCCUCCCUCGACCCGCCCACUCGCGGCGACGGCGCUGAGGUGACUCCGCCCACCUCCUCCCUUCACGGUGUGGUCGCCAUGGAGACGGAGAUCGACGCCGAGCAAGGCGCGCUCGCGACGCCUGCGAUCGCCAUGCCCGACGGGUUGCGACAUGCCCUGCCCCGUGGAAUGAUAACGGUGACGUCGACCGGCCGGUGCGAAGUGUCUCCCUCACGCGCUGCGAAUAAGAGUGACAUGUCGGUCUCCCUUGCGCUGCCGCAGCAUGAGACUUCGCCGCGCAAAACCAUAUCGCCAUCUCCUUGA
Messenger RNA from Penaeus monodon (black tiger shrimp), 741 nucleotides. RefSeq names its product homeobox protein Nkx-2.5-like. The transcript has 3 exons. Gene Ontology annotation, biological process: embryonic morphogenesis; regulation of transcription by RNA polymerase II. Bases 1 to 741 code for a protein of 246 amino acids. The record is from RefSeq and is a predicted model, not a curated record. Gene Ontology annotation, molecular function: DNA-binding transcription factor activity, RNA polymerase II-specific; RNA polymerase II transcription regulatory region sequence-specific DNA binding. Lineage: Eukaryota; Metazoa; Arthropoda; Malacostraca; Decapoda; Penaeidae. Gene Ontology annotation, cellular component: nucleus.